Molecule: messenger RNA, 970 nt
Organism: Hydra vulgaris (swiftwater hydra)
Lineage: Eukaryota; Metazoa; Cnidaria; Hydrozoa; Anthoathecata; Hydridae
Product: putative ankyrin repeat protein RF_0381
Biological process (GO): protein localization to ciliary inversin compartment
Cellular component (GO): ciliary inversin compartment; nucleus; cytoplasm
Molecular function (GO): protein binding
Source: RefSeq, a predicted model, not a curated record
AAGUUUAAUAAUAUUUAAUUAAAGGUGCAUCCUGAUUAACUUAUAAUGGGGUUACGUAAUUGGUAGCAAUUUUACUUUUCUCUCGACAAUAAAGAUAACUAAUAAUAAUGACAACAAUAGUUUAGCAAUCUGUCUUGUUUACAUAAAAAUGAGUCCUGAAUCAAUUCGCGAGUCUGUAUUGUGCUCUCAAAUAAGUAAACUUAAUUUUAUAUUGCGUCAUCAACUUGUUCGGGUUGAUAGUCGAGAUAAUAACGGAAGAACGUCGUUGCAUUUAGCUAUAAUUUACUCAAACAUACCUGCAGUGAAGCUUUUGAUAAAAUAUGGAAUAAAUCUAGAUUUUCAAGACAAUGAAGGUAAAACAGCACUCCACUUAGCAAUUCAACAUAGCAAUAUACAAGCAAUUAAGGUUUUGUUAGCCCACGGUGUAAAAAUAAACGUAAAAGAUUUAUUAGGCUUUACCCCCCUUCAUCUUGCAUUGCAUUCAAACAACUAUUUAUCCAACAAAGAAGCAGUAUUUUUGUUAGUUGCAAACGGUGCCAAUGUAAAUACAGCAAACUCAGCCAAAAAAACUCCUUUGCAUACAGCAGUUAGUAGUUUUAACAGAUACGCAGUAGCGUUACUCUUAAAGGCUGGCGCUAAUGUAAACGUUAAAGACGAAACCAAAUCAACAGUUCUUCAUUAUGCUGUGAAUCAAAACGACUUAAAUUUUGUACAGUUUUUUUUGAUAAAUGGAGUAAACGAUUCAAUUGUAAAUGCAUACGGAAAAACAGCUUUGGAAAUGGCUCAAAAUGUUUCUGAUUGGCGAAUUGCUGCUAUUUUGAAAAGUUACAAAACAUCUAAACUUGAUCAGAAAUUACAAUUACAAGAUAAUUAAACUAUUAAAAUUAACGUAAGAGGAUAAAAUGGAUAACUGUAAAAAAAUAUUUUAGAAGUACCUUUUUUUUGCUGAAUGUAUAAAUGAUGAUUUGAA